GCCCGCAUCUGCCACCGCAGUCUGGCUGUCGUUGUGCGGUCUGGUGUACCCUGGGCGAGGCCUGUAGACACCGGGAGGGGGCUAGGCCGGCUCCCCUGCUCGAGCUACCGUUUGUGCACAGAGGCGGCGACCCCGGGCCCGGGGCGAGAAGAACAGCCACCGGCCGGCAGCAGCGCAGAGACGCCCAGUGCGCCCUAUGCUCCCGCGCCCCCACCGCCCCCGCCGCGGCAGCCCGAGCGCACCGAGACAACGCGCCACCGCGGGGCCUGGGUGCAGCUAGCGACCCUUGCCCCCAGCGCGCAGCCCGAGGUGAGCAGUGAGCGGCGAGCGGGACGGCAGCGAGGCGUUCGCGGGCCCCCUCCUGCUGCCCGGGCCCGGCCCGCUCAUGGCGGCCAUCCGCAAGAAGCUGGUGGUGGUGGGCGACGGCGCGUGCGGCAAGACGUGCCUGCUGAUCGUGUUCAGUAAGGACGAGUUCCCCGAGGUGUACGUGCCUACCGUCUUUGAGAACUAUGUGGCCGACAUCGAGGUGGACGGCAAGCAAGUGGAGCUGGCGCUGUGGGAUACGGCGGGCCAGGAGGACUACGACCGCCUGCGGCCGCUCUCCUACCCGGACACCGACGUGAUCCUCAUGUGCUUCUCGGUGGACAGCCCGGAUUCGCUGGAGAACAUCCCCGAGAAGUGGGUGCCCGAGGUGAAGCACUUCUGCCCUAACGUGCCCAUCAUCCUGGUGGCCAACAAGAAAGACCUGCGCAGCGACGAGCACGUCCGCACAGAGCUCGCCCGCAUGAAGCAGGAACCCGUGCGCACGGAUGACGGCCGCGCCAUGGCCGUGCGCAUCCAAGCCUACGACUACCUCGAGUGCUCGGCUAAGACCAAGGAGGGCGUGCGCGAGGUCUUCGAGACGGCCACGCGCGCCGCGCUGCAGAAGCGCUACGGCUCCCAGAACGGCUGCAUCAACUGCUGCAAGGUGCUAUGAGGGCCGCGGACCCCCGCCUGCCCCUGCCGGCGCGGCUCCCUCUCCCGGACCCGCCCCCCACGAGCCCGGAGAAAGGGAGGCCCGCGCCCCCAAGGACCCCACCGGACCGCCUGGCGUCUGCCUUCCUGCUUGGCCGCCGUGGCCUGGCGGCUCUGGCUCUGGCGCCGGGAAUCGGCGUGGGAGGCACCGGGCGCCCCCUUUCCAGUGUCUGUGUGCGUCCGGCUGUGUGGCACAGGCCUGGGCGCCCCGUUGCGUGCCAAGGGUCCCCUAAACACCCUUUUCUGAAGAGCCAAGCCUCUUCAGAGUGUGUGGCUGUGUGUAUGUUCGACUCCCCCCGCCGCGUUUUCACCCCACCCCCGCCUCUGGUCCCCGGAGACGAGCUUGGCGCCGGGGUGCGGCCGCGCCCCAUCAGAUGUUCGCCCGUACCAGCGAGCGCCUGCUCUCCCUUGUCUGUAACAUAGACCACGGGAACUGCGGGAGGGGAGGGCUGGGGAGGAUGGGAUGUUAUAUAAAUAAAGAUAUAAUUUUAUUUUCGGA
Molecule: messenger RNA, 1513 nt
Organism: Equus quagga
Lineage: Eukaryota; Metazoa; Chordata; Mammalia; Perissodactyla; Equidae
Gene: RHOB
Product: ras homolog family member B
Exons: 1
Coding region: 386-976 (196 amino acids)
Biological process (GO): small GTPase-mediated signal transduction
Molecular function (GO): GTPase activity; GTP binding
Source: RefSeq, a predicted model, not a curated record